Messenger RNA from Planococcus citri (citrus mealybug), 1180 nucleotides. RefSeq names its product vacuolar protein sorting 29 (gene Vps29). The record is from RefSeq and is a predicted model, not a curated record. Bases 158 to 706 code for a protein of 182 amino acids. Gene Ontology annotation, biological process: intracellular protein transport; retrograde transport, endosome to Golgi. NCBI's taxonomy places the organism in Eukaryota, Metazoa, Arthropoda, Insecta, Hemiptera, Pseudococcidae. Gene Ontology annotation, cellular component: endosome; retromer complex. The transcript is spliced from 4 exons.
CUUCUUAUCAUUCCGUAAUCAAAGUAAAACGUAAUCUAAAAUAAUCUGUCAAAAAAACCAAAAGGAAGUGUUUCGUUCAGUUUUCAGUAAAGUUUCGAUUAAAUUUCUCUUGUUCACUUAUGUUACGAUAAUAUAAAUACUUAAUUUUCUAGUUAAAAUGUUGGUUCUAGUAAUUGGCGAUCUCCACAUUCCACAUCGUUCAAGUGGAUUACCCUCGCAGUUUAAGAAACUGCUCAGUCCUAGCAAAGUACAACACAUCUUGUGUACCGGAAACCUAUGCACGAAAGAUUCGUAUGAUUUCUUGAAAACUAUCUCAAAUGAUGUUCAUGUUGUUAAAGGAGAUUUCGACGAAAAUAUCAAUUAUCCGGAGCAAAAGGUAGUCACUGUUGGAGAACUGAGAAUCGGUCUGUGUCACGGUCAUCAAGUUGUGCCGUGGGGUGAUCCAGAUGCUUUGGCUUUAAUUCAAAGACAACUAGAUGUUGAUAUAUUGAUCUCCGGGCAUACUCAUCGUUUCGAUGCUUACGAAUUGGAUAAUAAAUUUUACCUAAAUCCUGGCUCAGCUACUGGUGCUUAUAAUCCGUUAGAUUUAUCGGUGAUCCCCUCUUUCGUAAUGAUGGAUAUCCAAAAUACCACUGUUGUAUCGUAUGCUUAUCAAUUAUAUGGCGAAGAAGUUAAAAUCGAGAAAGUCGAGUACAGGAAGUCGUGAUAAUUUCAACUGUAGAUUUUAGAUCUCGGUUACAGAGUAUAAUUACCUGAAAUGAAGAUGGCAUUAUCGGAAUAACGAAUACGCCCAAGUUUUUAUUUAUUUUUCUACGUACAUAUUGUAUAUGGUGAUAUGAAAAUCACAAAAUGCUAAAUAUUAAUCGUAACAUAAUGGCGUUAAAAGUAAACAUAUUAUAUAUUUAUCACAUUUGAAUAUGUAAUUACCCUACAUUGUGAAUACGGUCUUAAAAACGAAAAAUAAGUGUAAAAAAGUACAUUUCGAGGAGUUUUCGCGCUGUUAAGGAAGACGAAUAAGUUAUAUGCAAUGUUUUUUUUUCUUCUUUUGUUUAUCGUGUGAAUUUUUUAUAAUGUUUCUCUGUAUUUAUUUAUUUAUACCAAUAUACCUAUUUAUUUUCUAAAUUGAAAAAAAAAAAAUGAUCCUCAAUUUUAAUCGCAAUAAAAAUACGUUGUUAGAGUU